GGCUGCUGCUGAGCUCUCAGUGAAGGCAGCACUAAGGUAACGGAAAAGUAAAUCAUGCUGCUGUGCUGAAAAUGGAGCACGGUGUACUGAAAUACCUGCUUCUCCUCUCAGUUACCGCUCAUCUAACGUCAGCAGCUUCCCACUCUCUGCGCUACUUCUACACUGGAGUCACAGGAAUAAAUUUCCCAGAGUUCACUGUUGUUGGUCUGGUGGAUGAAGUGCAGACUGAGUACUAUGACAGUAACAUCAGGAAGAUGAUCCCAAAGACAGACUGGAUGGAGAAGAAUAAGGGUGAAGAUUUCUGGAGCAGAGAGACAAAUAAUGUAGUGAGGGCUCAGGAGGACUUCAAAGCCUACAUUGGUAAUCUGAUGGAGCGCUUAAAUCAGACUGAAGGUGUUCAGACAGUGCAGAGGAUGUACGGCUGUGAGCUGCAUGAUGACGGAACCAAGACAGGAUACUUUCAGUUUGGUUAUGAUGGUGAAGACUGGCUCAGCUUUGAUCUGAACACUGUCACCUUCACUGCAGCUAACGCUAAAGCUGUUAUUACCAAACACUCGUGGGAUACAUGGAGUACUGCUAGUAUGGCUCCGUAUGUUAAACACUACCUGGAGACUGAAUGUAUUGAUUGGUUGCAGGAUUUUGUGGGUCAUGGCAGAUCCUUUCUGGAGAGGAAAGUCCCUCCUGAGGUGUCUCUGUUCCAGAAGGACUCUUCUUCUCCAGUGGUGUGUCUUGCUACAGGUUUCUUCCCCAAAGCAGUGAUGAUCUCCUGGCAGAAGAAUGGAGAGGAUCUGCAUGAGGACGUGGAGCUCAGAGAGACGCUACCCAACCAGGAUGGAACCUUCCAGAAGAGGAGCGUUCUGACUGUCUCACCUGAGGAGCUGAACAAACACAACUACACCUGCAUCAUUCAGCACAGCAGCCUGGGAAAGGAGAUGGUGCUACCAGUGACUGAACGUAGAGUCCUGCCAGGUGGAGGGUCAGUUGGUAUCAUCAUUAGUGCGGUCAUGGUUGUUCUCCUGUUUGUCAUCAUUGUCUUUGUGGGAGUUUUCAUUUGGAAGAAGAAGCCUGGCUUCAUCCCUGUUCCUGGAAACCCCAAUGCACAUUAACGGCCAAGGGAGGAAGACAUUGAAAGAAGAAUGUUGGGAAACGUGAAGAGAUCCAUAAAAGCAUGCUUCGUUUACACACAUAUCUUUCAAGUGAAGUUUGAUCAAAAUUAUUCCUGUUAUAUUUUGUGAGUGAAAUUCUGGUUAAAUUCACAUUACAAGCCUUGCUGCUUAGUUCAGAUUUUGUUGUUCAGGUUCACAUUCAUGUGUGUGAGUGAGUCGUAUCUGUGAUUAAUGUGAAUGGAGGUUUGUUAGUGUUCUCUACUGAUCUCCAAAGUUUGAAAUUAUAAAAUACACUAGUAUAAGAUUUACAGUUCUUCUGUCUAAUUGUAUCUGAAUGAUGAGUGCAGGUCUAAUUUAUAUAAGCUUAAGUGUAUAAUAGUUGUAAUUUAAUUUAAUUUACAAUAAAAAUGAAUUUUGAUAAUUAAUGUUAAUAAGUGUAAGGAUUCUCUGGAUUUAUACCCAUCAAGAACGUCAUAUUAAGCUGAAAAGCUGCUACCAGUAGCCUUGUGCCAUUUUAUGUAUUUAAUACAUACUUUGACCUGUUACUGUAUAAAAAAGUACGAUGUUUGAUGCGAAGUGUUUGGUGUGUGAAGUAGCUACACCUACAGCUGUAGUACUCUAGUCUGUAGUACUGUAGUCUGGGCUCCAGACAUUUUUUUUUUUAUCAUUUUGGACCUGGUAGGAUUUGUACUCGUACUUGUCUCUGUCAUCAGUCUGGAGCAAGUUCAUCUACUGUUAAAAAAAGAAUUUUCUGUUAUGUAGACAUCACCAGCGUAUGCUUACUUGCACUUAAGCAGCUCAAGACUUAAACUGAGCCAAAGCGAACUGAAGCAGAACUUCAGCAGCUUCUGAAAAGAAAGCUGAGCUCCAAUGCUGUAAUUUGAUAGAAAUGGAAACUAUUUGGUAUAAAAUCUUUGUGAAAUCCCUGUGAAAUAUUCAAUGUAAUAAAGCACUGUGAGAAAUGA
Colossoma macropomum (tambaqui) is the source of this 2071-nucleotide messenger RNA. RefSeq names its product BOLA class I histocompatibility antigen, alpha chain BL3-7-like. The transcript has 7 exons. Gene Ontology annotation, biological process: immune response. Lineage: Eukaryota; Metazoa; Chordata; Actinopteri; Characiformes; Serrasalmidae. The record is from RefSeq and is a predicted model, not a curated record. The coding region runs from base 72 to 1106 and encodes 344 amino acids. Gene Ontology annotation, cellular component: external side of plasma membrane.